GCGCUCUUAAUGAGGACCGGGCGCGCGCGCUGUUCACUUCUGAGGAGCGGGAGCUUCUGUUCACUUCUGAGGGAUCAAAACUGCGUCGAGGAUGAACGCUCCGUGCGCGCGCUGCGGGAAAACCGUCUACCCCACCGAGAAGAUCAGCUGCCUCGACAAGAACUGGCACAAAGGCUGUUUCCACUGUGAAGUGUGUAAGAUGACGCUCAACAUGAACAACUACAAAGGCUACGACAAGAAACCCUACUGUAACGCUCACUAUCCCAAGACGUCGUUCACGAUUGUGACGGACACGCCGGAGAACCUGCGUCUGAAGCAGCAGAGUGAACUACAGAGUCAGGUGAGAUACAAGCGAGACUUUGAGGAGAGCAAAGGCCGAGGCUUCAGUAUCGUCACAGACACACCGGAGCUGCAGAGACUCAGAAGAACACAGGAGCACAUCAGUAACGCAAAGUAUCAUGAGGAGUUUGAGCGCUCGCGGGGUCGAGGCGCCACACACACCCUCGAUGAGCAACACAUGGCACGUCUCCAUGGAGACCAGCUGAUGGGCGCCAGCGACGGUUACCAUGGCGUCCAGCCUCAGGUGGUUGAGAUGGACCGUAGAUCAGCAGGAGCCACUGGUGUGUUCCAGCAUCACUCCCAUCAUGCUCCGCAGCACCAGCAGGGUCACGCUCACAUGCAGGCCGUCCGCAGCGUUCGCUCUCCUCCACACACGCAGAGGGUGUACCGGGCGCUGUAUGAUUACGCCGCUCACGAUCACGACGAGGUUUCCUUCCGCGACGGAGACGUGAUCGUUAACGCACAGCCAAUCGACGAGGGAUGGAUGUUUGGCACGGUCCAGCGCACCGGAAAGUCUGGCAUGCUUCCGGCCAACUACGUGGAGUGUUUGCACUGAGAUCAUCAUUCACACAUGAACACAGCGUCUGUCAUCACUGAUCAGACAAACAUCUGAUUAUACUCACACCAAAGCUUGCUUCUGCCACAGAUAACAAUUUUUAAAAAGGUAACUGCUUUUUUAUAUGAAAAGUUUAUUUGCAAAAACAGAUAACUCAUGUUUUUUGUUAUGUUUUCAUUGUUUUAUUGUGUUAGCUGUAUUUUUAUUUAGUUAUUUUGUAACCUGAUCAAAAUAACCCAACUGCAGUUUGAUUGAGAUUAAUUUGAAUACACUAAGAAAAAAUAUGAUUUUUGAAAAUAGUUAAAAACGAAGUUAUCUGUUUUUGCAAAAGAACUCUUCAGAUCUUUUUUUUCUUGCAACUGAAAGUUUAAAUCUCUAUUUAUACUUUUUCUCUCUCAGAAUUGAGAUAUAAACUCAUAAUCUUCAGACAAAAAGUCAAAAUAUCUCACACUUCUGAGUUUCUAACUACACUUUUUUCUCACAAUUGUAACUCUUUGUCUCUGAAUAAUGCAGAAACAUUUUAAAUUGUCAGUUACUUUGUAUGAUUUUUAUUCUGUGGCAGAAACAAGCUUCAUGAGAAUCAGAUGAAUUAAUAUCUGAUCGAUCUGAGGUUAAUAAUAAUCCAUAAUUAUAUAAUUGAUAUUUGAAUGAGGCUAUAGACACACUGAUGAUCUGUUUAAUGAUUCAUGUUCUUCAUCAGUGUUAUGAUGCCAUCACACAUUACUGGGACUAGUUCUGAAGCAAUGUUAAUUCAGGUUGUUCGUUUACUAAUCAGUUCAGUUUCUGGAGCUUGAACAGGUUGAUGAUGUUUUAACAUACGACUGUUUGUCAGCAGUCCAGAUCUGCACAGAAGCCAUGUGAUGUAGAAAACAAUCAUCUACUGUAUGUAGAAACCACUCUUUUUCUAAUGUUUGAUUUUUAAAGUGUUCUGAAGAGGAUUAAGGGUAAAUGUGACUAGCUUUAGUGGCUCACUGUUCUGUUCAUCACAUAGACGUGAUGUUCGCUUUAAUUAAUCACACUAGUUUGGUUUAUUUACUGGAGUAACAUGUUGAUUUGUCAGCAAACAGGCGUUUGAUCAGCAUGAACGGAGUCUGAUGUGAUCAGUGUUAGGGUUAGGGUUAGGUGAGCUCAAUCACUCACAGAGGAACCGAAUAGACAAACGAUUCAUUCGUUCGUUCAGUUGUCUACGUGAUUCAGUUCAGAUCUGCUGAUACAAUCAUCUUUAGACUGUAAACAGCUGCAUGUGCUGACAGACAGUUAGAGCUCUGUCAGGUCUUCAUUUCUACUGAUUGCACUGAUUCACAUAGUCUGAAUCAGUGAUUCACCGCAGAACAGCUUUUUAUGAAUCGGGGUUCUGUCAAAUUUUAAGAUGAGUAAAGUACGUGAUAAAUGCAUAACACUGGAUGCAUUAUAAGAUAAAUAUCAGCAGGUUGUGAGUGUGAUUGUAUGUGUAUGGAUCGCAGGAGUAUGAUGGGAUCGAAGGUUUGAAGUGUUUUAUUUACUUUAUUAUAAAUCCUCUCAUUUAUCGUCACUUUGACCUAUUUACCCACCUCACUGUCUUCUGUUAACAUUAUAUAACUUGUAGUGUUCUACAGUUAUUGAUAUUUUAAUUAAUAAAAAGCUUGUU
Carassius carassius (crucian carp) is the source of this 2522-nucleotide messenger RNA. RefSeq names its product LIM zinc-binding domain-containing Nebulette-like. The transcript is spliced from 7 exons. NCBI's taxonomy places the organism in Eukaryota, Metazoa, Chordata, Actinopteri, Cypriniformes, Cyprinidae. Gene Ontology annotation, cellular component: focal adhesion. The record is from RefSeq and is a predicted model, not a curated record. Bases 92 to 895 code for a protein of 267 amino acids. Gene Ontology annotation, molecular function: actin filament binding.